AAAAAUAGUAAUAAUGCAUAUGUAUAUAUUUUUUUCCUACAGGUUCCUGUUGCAUGUAAAUCAUGUCCCUGUGGUUACAUAUUUAUUAGCAGAAAACUUUUAAAUGCAAAGCAUCCAGAGAAAUCAUCACCUUCUACAGAAAACAAGCAUGAGGCCAAGAGGAGGCGCACAGAGAGAGUUAGGAGAGAGAAGAUAAAUUCUACAGUAAGUAAGGAUUUAGAGAACAGAAAGAGGUCUCGAAGUAACAGCCAUUCAGAUCAUAUCAGACGAGGACGAGGAAGACCUAAAAGCGCAUCUGCCAAAAAACAUGAGGAAGAAAGAGAGAAACAGGAAAAGGAAAUUGACAUCUAUGCUAACCUCUCUGAUGAAAAGGCUUUCGUGUUUUCAGUCGCCUUGGCAGAAAUAAAUAGAAAAAUUAUCAAUCAAAGACUUAUUCUCUGAUAUUUGUCUGCAGAAUGUGCUGAGACUUUCUUCAGGAUUACAGCAGCAAAUUCUCAGACAGCUAUGGACUCUCAGGAGCACUCCGCCUGCGUCACGGAGGGCCAGUGACUGUUUUUUCCUGUCGUUUAGCCUGUGCCACACUUUGAGAGCAAAGCCGUAGGCUUGGACUGUUCUGGGAUCUCCUUGUUAACCAAGGGGUAUUGUCAGUGUUUUGUGUUUGAGACAUAAGUAAGUGUAUUUCCGAAAAGCAAAAAGGAAGAAAAGCUGGAUGGCUGUUAAAGCGCCAAGGGGUAGGGAUGGGAAUGGAAGGGCGAACACUAGGGACAUAAAAAGUGGGUAAUUUUUCAGGUUUGCCACCAGAGAUGCAAUAUUUUAAAUACUUUGAGAAAGACUUUUAAAAAUAUAUAUUUCAGAUUUUCAGCACUAACGGAUUGCAUAUAUACAGUUCAUUUACUUUUAAUAAAUUGGCAAUUGAUAUUUUAUUGAACGGGGAAUUAAGAAUAUAAAUUGUAAAUUUUGUCUUAAAUUGAUUUUUUUCUUGGCCUUUAUUUUUAUGACUGAAGGUAUGAGUUAUAUUUUGGGAGAUACUUUCUAGACGGUUUGGAAGUUUGGGUGCUAUAUGAAGAAAAACAUUUAAGGAUAUAUGAUACUUCAGAUAUAAACACCUUGUUUUCUUGAAUGUAAUUUAUUUAUUGGUUAAAAAAAAAAAAAAAACACUUUCUGCUCUCAAGAUGGUGCCUGUAAACCUAAACAUAAAAUAUAUUUAUUACGUGCAAAAUAUUUCUUAGAUAGCCACUUUUAAGCAGUAAUGUUUUAUCUGAAUGGAUGUUCAUUUAUACAUCCUGAUAAUUAUUUAAAUUGUUACUUAACCUCACUCUGGAAAAAAAAUAAACCUUAAUAUUGAAACUAA
Molecule: messenger RNA, 1351 nt
Organism: Pteropus alecto (black flying fox)
Lineage: Eukaryota; Metazoa; Chordata; Mammalia; Chiroptera; Pteropodidae
Gene: HDIP1
Product: chromosome unknown C16orf87 homolog
Exons: 3
Source: RefSeq, a predicted model, not a curated record